This is a messenger RNA of Nyctereutes procyonoides (raccoon dog), 1973 nucleotides long. RefSeq names its product cilia and flagella associated protein 99 (gene CFAP99). Lineage: Eukaryota; Metazoa; Chordata; Mammalia; Carnivora; Canidae. The transcript is spliced from 16 exons. The record is from RefSeq and is a predicted model, not a curated record. The coding region runs from base 57 to 1973 and encodes 638 amino acids.
AGGUGCGGUGGCAGGAGUGCCCACGAAGCCGGCCAACAGGCUUCUGCUCUGGGAAGAUGGCCUACUAUGGAAAAUGCAUUGAAACUGUCAUCGAGCAAUUGAACAAAUUUAAGCCUGAGAAGGACAUUCCUGAGCAGUUCCUGGAGGCUGCGUCUACCUCCCUGCAGACACUGAGCCCCCAGAAGCAGGCAUUCAUUUUAGAGGUGCUGUCGGGGUGCCUAGAGUACCGGAAGCUGCUGGCUGUGGUGGUGGAUGCCUUCUACGUGCGGGCUGGCUGGCUCUGCCGACGGGCUGACUACAACCUCUUUGAGGUGAUCUGCUACCUGGCCACGUUCCAGCUGGACGAACUCGGCUUCCAGCUCUUCUCUGACAUCAUCAGGUCUCAGCCCCUGGACAAAAUGUGCAAGUUCCUCGGGUUCUUGUUCAACCCCUUAAGCCUGUGCUCCUGGAUCAAGGACGAAUGGAGCCUCAUCUACGAGACCGCCCAUGUGAGCGAGAACUGGAUCGACCCCCUGAUGAGAUGGCAGCCAGAGGUCCAGGAGCUGAUCAAGCAGCUGGAGAAAGUGAUAACCAAUCGGUCCCCUCUUCCAAAGACCAAGGCCAAGGUCACAGAGCCCAAGGAGUUCAACCUGACUGUUCCCCGACCCCGUGCCAUUCCAGUGCCUGAGCCGGUCCCUGUCAUGAACAAGCCAAAACCAAUCCCCAGGAGUACCUACCACCCGCCUAAGGAGCAGGAGCAACUAGAGAUGACCAGGAGAUAUAAUCGCUGGAAGGCUGAGGAGCUGCUGCUGAAGGUGAACAUCGAGGAGAUGCGGUGUGCGGUGCCCAGGUCCCGGGGGACGCCCCUGGUGCAGGGCUCCGAGAAGAAGCUGCAGCUCCGAUUCAUGCCCAGAAUCCUGAAGACUCCAAAGUUGACAUUCUACAAGCCCAACAAUGUCCCAGUCAAGCUGAACACUGCUGCCAUCCUCCGAGAAGGGUCUUUAUACCAGCGGCAGGUGGAGAAAGAGCUGCAGAGGGUGGAUAAGCUUGUGGAUGGUGCAGGCGACUUCUCUGAGUUUCUUGAGUGGCAGAAGAAGAUGCAGGCGAAGGACCAGGAGGAGGCGCUGGCUGCAGGCGAGUGCCGGAGGCUGCAGGGGAAGCUCAGCCGCGAGGAGGCCAUCCUGGCCCGGCAGCUCCUCAGGCAGGGCAACAAGCAGAAGGCCGACCAGAAGAAGGAGGAGAUGGCUGAGCUGAUGCAGCAGUGUGCUGAGAGGCGCCUCCAGGAGGAGAGGUCCAUGAAGGAGCUGGUGGAGCAGGUGAUAGAGGUGCAGAAGAAUGUUAAGAUGGCACAGAUGAAGCUCCUGAAGGGCCGAAGGCACAUAGUUCAGGAGGUGAUAGAGGAGACCCGGGAGCUGCUACAGCGCAGCACAGAGGCAGCCAAGGAGGAGCAGAAGCGGCGCUGUGAACUCAUCGCUCAACAUCGAGCUCUGGAGACACAGCCCAUGCGCAAGGGCAAGCUGGUGGACCUGACCCAGAUCCCUGGAUAUGGCCUGGAAGGGGAGAUGUCUGUGGUGGAGCUUCGAGAGCGGCUGGCCCUGCUCAAGGAGACCCAGCAGCGUGAGGAGGAAGAGAAGCGAGACCAGAUCAUCCAGGCCAAGCGUGCCAGAAGCCAGGGACUGCAGAAUAUGGUGGAGCAAAUCUCGCUGUGCCGUGCAGCCAUGGGGAGGUCUGCGGCCUUGAGGUGGGAACAGAAGAAAGCACAGUCCGCGGCCCCGGGGCCGCCGUCCCAGGACGAGCGCGUGCUGGAGCUGCGGCGCAGGAUCGAGGAGAGCGCAGCGGAGCGCCGCAAGCAGGCAGCCUCCGUGCCGAUCUCUGCGCCGCGAGCCCCGCGCCCCAAGCCGCGGGCGCAGCUGGAGUCCAGGCAUUGGGUAGAGCUGCAGCAGAGCCGCGAGCGCCGGCUGCGGGCGCUGCAGAGGAGCUGCGUGGACACCUAG